This is a messenger RNA of Oncorhynchus masou masou (cherry salmon), 879 nucleotides long. Its product is annotated as developmentally-regulated GTP-binding protein 2-like. The transcript is spliced from 6 exons. The coding region runs from base 173 to 658 and encodes 161 amino acids. Gene Ontology annotation, biological process: cytoplasmic translation. Lineage: Eukaryota; Metazoa; Chordata; Actinopteri; Salmoniformes; Salmonidae. The record is from RefSeq and is a predicted model, not a curated record. Gene Ontology annotation, molecular function: GTPase activity; GTP binding. Gene Ontology annotation, cellular component: cytoplasm.
GAAUGAAAAGAGAACGGAACCCUGUAGUUCCGGUUUGUGAUGUCAUUUUUCUAUGCAUGCAGUUGAGUCGAACACAUUUAAAGUGUAUAUUUUUCAUAGAUAUUACUACCGGCUGAUCAGUUUUGUGUUUGCAGUAACCAGACUAGAAGUGUAACCUGCCCGCUACGACAACAUGGGUAUCCUGGAGAAAAUAGGAGAGAUAGAGAGAGAGAUCUCUCGAACACAGAAAAACAAAGCCACGGAGUACCAUCUGGGCCUGCUGAAGGCGAAGCUAGCGAAGUACCGCGCCCAGCUGCUGGAACCGUCCAAGACCGCAGGAGCCAAAGGAGAGGGCUUCGAUGUCAUGAAAUCUGGAGACGCACGUGUUGCUCUGAUUGGCUUCCCCUCCGUCGGAAAGUCCACCUUCCUCAGUCUGAUGACAGCAACAGCCAGUGAAGCAGCUUCCUAUGAGUUCACCACCCUGACCUGUAUCCCUGGAGUCAUAGAGUAUAAUGGAGCCAACAUCCAGCUGCUGGAUCUGCCAGGAAUCAUAGAAGGAGCUUCCCAAGGUAAGGGUCGAGGUCGGCAGGUCAUUGCUGUUGCCAGGACAGCAGAUGUGGUCAUCAUGAUGCUGGACGCCACCAAGGGAGACGUACAGAGGUGUGUGUUCUGUUGUUAGUACUCGCAGCUAGUUAGUUACUGCUAAACCAUCUAGUGUGUGUUUCCCUGUACUGUUCUGUCUGUCCCACCUGGUUAGUCAGUGUGUUCUGUCUGUCCCACCUGGUUAGUUAAUGUGUUCAGUCUGUCCCACCUGGUUAGUCAGUGUGUUCUGUCUGUCCCACCUGGUUAGUCAGUGUGUUCUGUCUGUCCCACCUGGUUAGUUAGUGUGUUCUGUCUGUC